GUGGCAAGAUUCGAAACAGACACACCGGUCAACAUGAGCACGGCAGGCAAAGUUAUUAAAUGCAAAGCAGCAGUAAUGUGGGAAGCCAAUAAACCGUUUUCUAUUGAGGAAGUGGAAGUUGCCCCACCAAAAGCACAUGAAGUUCGCAUAAAGAUCGUGGCCACAGGGAUCUGUCGCUCUGAUGACCAUGUGGUAACUGGUGGACUGGUUACAGCUUUUCCGGUGAUUCUUGGGCAUGAAGCAGCUGGUGUUGUGGAGAGUGUUGGGCAGGGAGUAACGUCGAUCCAACCAGGAGACAAGGUUAUUCCACUCUUUGUUCCACAGUGUGGGGAGUGCAGCAGUUGCUUAAGCACGAAGGGUAAUCUGUGCAGCAAAAAUGACAUUGGUUUCGGUACUGGAUUAAUGCCUGAUGGCACCACUAGAUUCACCUGUAAAGGAAAAGCAAUUCACCAUUUUAUUGGUACAAGUACCUUCACUGAAUACACAGUAGUGCAUGAAUCUGCUGUAGCCAAAAUCGAUUCUGCUGCUCCUCUGGAAAAAGUUUGUCUAGUCGGCUGUGGAUUUUCAACUGGUUAUGGGGCUGCUGUGCAGACUGCCAAGGUGGAACCAGGCUCCACCUGUGCCAUCUUCGGCCUCGGAGGAGUUGGCCUCUCUGUUGUCAUGGGCUGCAAGGCGGCUGGAGCUUCCCGCAUCAUUGGCGUUGAUAUCAAUAGCGACAAGUUUGCCAAGGCCAAAGAGCUGGGAGCCACAGACUGCGUCAACCCUAAAGAUUUCAAGAAGCCUGUUCACGAAGUGUUGAUUGAAAUGACCGGCUGUGGUGUGGACUACUCCUUUGAGGUCAUCGGCUGUACCGAAACCAUGACUGCAGCCUUGGCCUGUUGCCAAUACAACUACGGAGUCAGUGUGAUUGUGGGAGUUCCCCCUGCAGCACAAAAGAUCGCUUUUGACCCUAUGCUCCUCUUCACUGGUCGCACCUGGAAAGGGUCCGUCUUUGGAGGCUGGAAGAGUAAAGAUUCAGUCCCUAAACUGGUUUCUGACUACAUGAAGAAAAAAUUUGUUCUGGAUCCAUUAAUAACUCACACACUUCCUUUCACUAAAAUCAAUGAAGGAUUUGAUCUGCUAAGGACAGGGAAGAGUAUUCGCAGUGUCCUGGUGUUUUAGGAUUCCCAAUUGUUAAGCAGCAGAUGGCUCAGCACCAGUACAAACUUCAUUAUCCUCCAAUACAACUAAUAUGAAAUACAAACCAAGAUAUUUCUGAAGGGUCUGCCACCACCACCCUUGAAUAAAAGGAUCAAGCUCAAACCCCAGACUUCAAGCACAGCAUUGAUAAAUGAAAUAAUCUUUUUCCUCCUACCUCUUUCUCCUGAUUCUUGCUUUAAAUCCUCUGUAUUGUGCUGCAAUUUUCUUUUAAUAGCCAGUUAUGAAUUACAGGACUUGCUGCUGUCACAAGUGUUAUGAAAGGUUUGGAUUUUUUAAAAUGGCUUUUAAUAUGCAAUCUUUUAGUAAAAGAAAAAUGAAGGAAACUGUUUCUUUGGGCCUUCAAAACAAUGCAAGCUUAACAGAUUUGUGCAUGCAGCUCAGCACAAUAAAACUCUAGGUCUGAACUAUGUAUCCGUCCUGAAUGAUUUCAGCGUUCCAUUAGCUGAUAGGCAAGGAAAUUACUGCAGAGAUUAAAAUUUAUGGUGACUGUGUGUUUGAAUUAAUUUCAGUAAAUGAUAUUUAAGUAAAUCAUAGACUUAGGUACUGGAGAAUGUCCCACCACUGGAUAUUUUGCCAAA
Molecule: messenger RNA, 1778 nt
Organism: Gymnogyps californianus (California condor)
Lineage: Eukaryota; Metazoa; Chordata; Aves; Accipitriformes; Cathartidae
Product: alcohol dehydrogenase 1
Exons: 9
Coding region: 34-1161 (375 amino acids)
Biological process (GO): retinol metabolic process; retinoic acid metabolic process
Cellular component (GO): cytosol
Molecular function (GO): zinc ion binding; all-trans-retinol dehydrogenase (NAD+) activity
Source: RefSeq, a predicted model, not a curated record